Molecule: messenger RNA, 426 nt
Organism: Lachancea nothofagi CBS 11611
Lineage: Eukaryota; Fungi; Ascomycota; Saccharomycetes; Saccharomycetales; Saccharomycetaceae
Source: the annotation of a GenBank genome assembly
AUGAGCUAUUCAAACCAGGACGGUGGCUUGCAUCAGCGGGACAAUGGUAGCAGAACUCAACUUUUUGACUCGAAAUACGAUAAUCUGAGUGGCAGGGCGAGUUCUCCCUACGAGAAAGGUGGCAAUUUGGAUUUCUCGCAGUCGACAUUAUCGAACUUGGAGAACCAAAGCGACAGACAUGUAAGCGCAAUGAGCGAGAAACUAAAUGCACUUAAAUCUCUGUCGUUGAAAAUGGGCGAAGAGAUAAGAGGCAGCAAUGACACGGUGGACAAACUUGGUAACGUUUUCGAGGGCACCAGCAAACGGCUGAAGCGAACUUAUCGUGACAUGAUGAAAAUGGCUGGAAGUUCAAGGAUCCCCAUGAAGACGUGGCUCAUAAUUUUCUUCGUGGUUUUCCUGUUCUUCUUCUGGGUGUGGAUCUUCUAG